GCACAGUAAGGAUUGGCCUAAAAGUUAUUUAAACUCCAAUGAUUUGAUUGGUGUGGAUACAAUUUACAGCGAGUUUGUGUACAGUGUCGGUAGUCAGUCAUGUCUAAAGGGAUGCAGUUUCUUGGGACCACACUGGGCUCUCUUGGCUGGUUGGGCAUCAUAAUAGCCUGUGCACUCCCGCUAUGGCGUGUAACCGCUUUUAUUGGAAACAACAUAGUGACUGCGCAGAUUAUGUGGGAGGGACUGUGGAUGAGCUGUGUGGUGCAGAGCACUGGCCAAAUGCAGUGUAAAGUGUAUGACUCCAUGCUGGCUCUUUCCCAAGACCUACAGGCCUCUCGAGCUAUCCUUAUCAUUGCUGCCCUAGUUGGUUUAGUAGCCAUAUUUGCCAGUUUUGCAGGUGGUAAAUGUACUAACUGCUUGGAAGACAGUUUUGCAAAGUCUCGGGUUGCCACAGCAGGAGGAGUUUUCUUCAUUGCUGCAGGUGUCUUGGGUUUGGUGCCGUCUAGUUGGACUGCCCAUAGGAUCAUUGGAGAUUUUUACAAUCCACUUGUAGCUCAGGCUCAGAAGAGGGAGUUGGGAGCAGCCAUCUUCAUUUGCUGGGGGGCGGCGGUUCUCAUGUUGAUUGGUGGCGGACUUCUCUGCAGCUCCUGCGCCAGUGGAAAAGGCUCAGGUCGGGGUCGAUAUAAACCAGCAUCUCAAAAUGGAAGGGAACGAUUGGAGUACGUGUGAGCAAGAUGCUUAGGACUUAACUUAAGUGUGCUUGUUUUAAGUUUUUUUUUUUUUAUGUUUGAAUACUGUAUGUAAAUUAUUUUUGUCCUGUUGUUAAUUGCCUUCAGGUGUGCAAAUAAAAUGCUAUUUU
Messenger RNA from Triplophysa rosa, 859 nucleotides. RefSeq names its product claudin g (gene cldng). Gene Ontology annotation, molecular function: structural molecule activity. Gene Ontology annotation, cellular component: bicellular tight junction; plasma membrane. Gene Ontology annotation, biological process: cell adhesion; bicellular tight junction assembly. Bases 100 to 729 code for a protein of 209 amino acids. The transcript is spliced from 2 exons. Lineage: Eukaryota; Metazoa; Chordata; Actinopteri; Cypriniformes; Nemacheilidae. The record is from RefSeq and is a predicted model, not a curated record.